Dermacentor andersoni is the source of this 5622-nucleotide messenger RNA. RefSeq names its product inositol monophosphatase 3. The record is from RefSeq and is a predicted model, not a curated record. Gene Ontology annotation, cellular component: endomembrane system. Gene Ontology annotation, biological process: phosphatidylinositol phosphate biosynthetic process. Gene Ontology annotation, molecular function: 3'-nucleotidase activity. Lineage: Eukaryota; Metazoa; Arthropoda; Arachnida; Ixodida; Ixodidae.
UGCAAUGCGCUUGUGGAAUGUGAAUGCUUGAGCAGCUCGAGUUCUUGCUGCGUUCUCACGUGUACCGUAAUCUCAGACGUACAACUCAAUUUUAGGCGCGCUGACUCUGCGGACUAUGGCACUCCGCUGCAGUUUCGGAACCACACCUGCGGAGAGCAAUACAAAAUCAGAAAAACAAGGUCAUGGCUGUCAGCUGCUCGAAGUGAAGCGGUGAAGCUCGCUCAAGCCACCAAUAGCACCAAGCCGGGGAGGACAUUCAACGCAGGUGCGGUUCGCCAGACUGGUGUUUAUGGCAAGCACGUGGUUUCAGCGUCUCCGUGCGCCGGCUAUGACCCAACGCAGCAGAUCGUCGUCACACGCCGAGCGACGCGCCGUCACGCACAGCUGCGUCCGCUUCUCCGCCGUCGUCUGAGUGUGAUCGUAACCACCACGUAGUAAGUACUACGAGUACUGCUGCCGUACUAAGUGGCGAAAGUGCGCGCGUUUUCUUCCGUCAUGGCCUGGUUGGCACUUCGAGGUAGCGGCCGAAUGGUCGUCGUCCUGGCCGCUGCCGUCUCGCUGCUCGUGCUGCUCUACGUGGCGCGGAUAAGGACUUCGCGGCCCGCUCUGGUGAGCCUGCGACAACUGCUGGACGCCGGCGUGGCCGCCGCGGAAGCGGGCGGUGACGAAGUGCGGCGCGUGCGCCUCAGCAACCGCCUCGCGCAGCAGAGCAAAGGCAAGACGCGCGAAGGCGCCGAUGACCCACUCACGGCGGGCGACCUCAGCUCGCACCGCGUCAUGUACGGCGGUCUGUCGGCGUCUUUUCCGGGACUCUCGAUCAUCUCAGAGGAACGCACUGAAGGAGACCGUGACGCAGCCGCUAAUUUGCAGUCCAGAGCACGCACUUUGGGAGGCUUGAUUGGAGAUGACGUCCUUGUUCCAGCAGAGGCCAUCACAGUGUGGAUUGACCCAUUAGACGCUACUCAGGAGUACACAGAAAACCUGCUUGACUAUGUCACCACCAUGGUCUGUGUGGCUGUGCACGGCUCGCCAGUAAUCGGCGUCAUACACCAGCCCUUCCUCAACAAGACAACUUGGGGCUGGGUUGGCCAUGGGAGCAACGUCCAUUCCCCUGCUCAAGGUGACGCAACCGAGACUCGUACGGUUGUGGUGUCACGAUCUCACCCCGGGGAAGUUCAAGCUCUGGCCAAGAAGGCCUUUGGCCCAGAAGUCAAAGUAGUGCCGGCUGGGGGUGCAGGCUACAAGGUGCUACAGCUGGUGGAAGGCCAUGCAGACGCAUACCUGCACAGUAGCGCAAUCAAAAAGUGGGACGUGUGCGCAGGCAACGCCCUCCUCGCGUCACUGGGAGGCCACAUGACCGCACUCGACGGCACGCCUCUGAGCUACAGCAUAGAGGCCACGCCGGUACAUCUGGGAGGCCUCCUGGCCGCUCUGAGCAAUCACGGACAGAUGCUGGACUCCGUGCGCAAGGCUCGUGCAAAGGCUUGAGGCCAACACGGACACCAUUAUGUCAAGCAAGCCGUCAGGCGACUGGAUUGCCGCUGGUGGACAAUGACAAACAUUGAGUUUCCUACAAAGGUUAUUAGUACAGGAAAAUCUGGCACUGCGAUAAUUCAGCUACUAUGAGAAUGAUUGGUAAAAGAUGGAUUUGUCCAAUCUUCGUGCGUGCAGCUUCGUAUGUUCUUCUGGCUGUAUUUACCAUGCAUUAUUUUUCAAAAUUUCCGACCAAUCACAUUGUUCGAUGUGCACGCAGGCAAUAAGUCUCUGGACACAUGCAUACUCAUUGCGAAUCACCGCAUUUGUAACUCAGCAUUUCGUUGAAAAUGAUCAAUUUGCAAUGUGGCAAAGUCGUUUGAUGCCAGAAGGAUGAAGUUUAGGUAAAUCGAUGUACUAGUACCCUAGCACUUCCAUGCUGGCUGAACUACCGUACCUGUUGCUUAUGCAGACGACAGUGUCAGUUUCCCCUAGAGCAAUUUUUCUAGGUAACUCCCGAUGCCAAAGGAGCAGAAGGCUUUGAUGUGGUGACCUAGAAUGCAAGCUGGCAGAUCCGUUUUGCAGACGAAGCUCUGAAGCAGUGAUGACAUAGGCAUUACUUCUGGGAUUCUGAUAAGAGGCUGCUGUUGCAACAGUGCAAGUUGCGAAGAUGCGAAGCAGACGACACAUACAGAAGGCAAUUAAUAGAAAAAGUGUGGUGUGCCCUGUCUUUUUCCUUGUCUCUUGUGUUGUCUGCAGUGCCGCUUUCAAGUGAUGGAACUUGAAAUAACUCACCAACCUUAAGCUUUGUUGCAAUACAAGUCAGAUUUAAUAGAAAGAAACUACAUCUUGAUGUUCACAUUACACUUUUUAUGUGCACUUGAAUAUGUGUGGUGGAACUGUAAGCUGGUAGCAAGAAAAAGAAAAGCAAACAAUAGCAGAGACCUGUAUUUACUUUUUGCAAUAAUGUUAAAACAAUCAAGUGCUCUUCAUUAUAUGAAGAUCCAUUAUCUUUGUUUAUGUAACAGCAACAUACAGCUCAGUCUAGCCUGUGCAUUAAUUAUCGUUAGUUUCUUUUACAUGCCUUUCAGAGGCAUGGCACUGUGCGGGGAAAAGCUCAUUUUCCUUCAGUUGUAGUUAAAGAGGCCUGCUCUAAAGAAUUCUCUGGUGAAAUAAUGUGACCAUGUCCACGCUGUUCAUCCUGAUAGCUGUAUGCUAGGUCACCGUAGCAGCACAAAAGCAAAAAGUGACUUAAAACAUCUCUCUUUAUAGAAAUUCACCGUAACAAAAAGGAGCAGCGGGAACACUAUUUACCAAAAGGAUUGCCAGUGGGACUCGAUGAUGAAUGUUGAAAGUGGAUGUGCCUAUGACUGGCGUAAGGCAUUUAUCCUUCUCUUGCGGUGAAAUUUCCUAGGGCUCUGUUGUCCCUGCAUAAUGAAGUUAUCGUGCCAACACUGAACACUGGUCAGCGCACAUUUUAGUCAUGCUGUGGGUGAUGUAGAAAUAGAAUGCGCGUCUUCGACAGUUUCACCGUGUGAACAAACUCGCCAAGCCUGGCGCAGCUUGUAUAUCCUCUUUGAUAGCUGACUCCAGCAGAUAACUCGUGUCUAGUCUGUGGUAGCCUUGUUUGCUAACCAUGGUUGGUUUGUGUCUGGAAAUGUGUGCUAAAUUACCUGUUUGAGAGAAGAAGACUUAAGUGUACUAAGUUCGAUCGUGAAUGUGAUAUAUAUAGCAUAUAUCUAUAAAAUACAGUGUAUUUACUAGUUCCUUUUGGUUCGUAGGCAAGAAGGGGUUCCACCAUUUUAGACCAUUUUAGUAGUGUUUAUGCUAAAGUGUUACAUACGCAGCAGGCAUCACAACAGGUCUAUAGAGCCUAUGUGCACAGUAUUCUACACAUGCACGUUAAAAGUACAAUUGCAAGCAAAAGGCCAUGGCAUCAACAAAAAAUUUAAAUUUCUUCUAGCUGAGCCGUGCAACUUAGAAUUUUCUCAAUAGAUUGCACUGAUCGGACAGGUGCAUGUAGGCUGUAGCACUUAGCAGACUAUAGCACUUAGCUGACUUAAGUAAAACCUGCAUGCAUAGGCUGCAAAAAAAUUUUUUUCGUGACAUCUGUGGUCCUCAAACGUUUGCUCGUGACUGUGCGCUAUCUCGUAGUGUACACAAGUCUUCUGUUCUUGUGUGUGCAGUGUGCUAAAUUUGUUUUCUAUUGUCAAGUAAUAGAAAUGCCACUGAGGUGCAGUGGAUGGCAGAAAGCAUUACGAGCAACAGCUGAUGCAUCUAGAUCCAACGAAUAUGCAACUUGUUACACCACUUGCCUUGUUCUACUCUUUCACUGCACAGGGAAUUGAUAGGGUUAUGCUAGAUCUGUAUUCAUUGUGUACUGAGGUACAAGUGCUUCUAGUAAUGUCACUUUGCUUUGAAAAGGUCGUAUAUUUGCAAUUACAUACUAAGUUGCUCUGUGAAUUGAAAGUGAUGGAGCAUGGUGCUUAUACAUAAGAAUUUGUUGUCGCUCAAUCGUGUGUAACACUAGACAUAUUCUGUGCAUUCAUGGCGAUACCAGCGCUGUUGUUGCUCAUAGUGAUAGGAACUGCCAGUUUCCAAUAUACCAUGUGGUGUUCUGUUUUUCUUUUUUUUUUUUAGAGCUAAAAUUUUUUUAAACAUCACCUUUGGCAGAUACUAGCACUAUCCUAACCCUUGACCUGUACUGCUCAAGGGUUAAUAAUUUCUUGCAAUUACUUGUUCAAGAAGCUGAAAUGCAUAAUCGACUGAUUACCAAAUGUUCACUAAUAAGCUUUCUAACCAAUUCAUUUAGGGCACACACUGCAAUUUACAAACUGAAGCCGGUGAACUCUCAAGGUGCACUAGCAUCAGAGAUAAGUGCAGUCGAAGCUGAAGGUAAAAUGAACUUUUGUUACUUUUUUUUAACAAAGCACCUUUUGUAUACACAGUGAGACAAAACUGGAGCACCUUUGCAUUUCUUUGUAGACUUUGGGCAUGCUCGUCUCGAAGCUGGUGCCAUCCUCAUAAUUAAUUCCAAGUGCAUGUGCAUUGUAAGUUCACCAGCGACAAGUCAGUUGCAGUAUUUACCCUAAAGUAAUCAGUUUGCAAAUUUUGCAAAUUAGUCGAUUAUGCAUUUGGCUCCUCCUGCAAAUAAUGUCUGCCUGUUUGGGUGAUUCAGCUCCAGGAGCCUAAUUGUGCCACUUGCCACAGAAAAUUUUAGAAAAUUCUGUUAAUGCUAAAAAAACACCCAUACAAGUUAAUGUACAAUGCACUUGGAUCGUAGCAAUGUAUUCCAGUUACUUUUGAUGCACACAACAUGUGGAAGUUGAAUCUAAGGACAUAAUCUUGCAGCAACUGUUAUAUAGUGUUCAAUCUAACUUUUGGAUGCUCAGAAACGACUUGCACGAAUGUGAAUUUUUCACUGUUACUCUAUGUUCACUUCCUUUUUAAAACGUUUGUGCCACUCUGUACAACACGAUUGUUUUUUGACAAGAGGUUGUUCUUGUGAUAACAGGAAUACUUCAGCAUAAAUGUAAUUGCGUGCAGUGUUAUGUGUGCAGUGUUGUAUAUUGCCUGGCGAAACACGUAUAGUGCCAAGUGUUCAAAGUGUACUGCAACGGUGCUACGUAAUUACACUAUACCGGAACUCGCCUAACAGCUCAGUUUUCUUGGUUUCAGUAGGUAACUACAUCUGUAUUACUGUACCCUUUGUUUGUUUAAAGUUUAGUGCUUUAUCAAUGAUCCAUGCAUAAGAGAGGCUGUGUCAAGGCAUAUUGGACAACUUAAAGCUUCUUGUAUAUAUGUGUAGUUGCAUAUUUCCAGCUUUAAUUAUGUGUUUCUGGGUGUCUGGGUGCGUUGUUAGAUGUAGCACUGUAUGACACUCAGUUGUUGAUAUUCAAGACUGCCCAACAUGGGCAGUUCAAGAUGCGCAUGAGGUUUAGUUUGCAUCACUUCUUAAAUGCUCUUGAAAACUGUCAUGCUUGUUUGAGUCUAGGGGCACCAUACGAAAGCUGCAGUUUGGAAAGUUCCAAUCUCGGAAAUGUAGCUUUGUAGGCAUAUUGUACAUAAAUCAUGUGUCUAUAGUGAUUUUCCCCUUUGUGCUGUGCGUGUACAGCUGUCACUUUCGAUUAAAAUUUUGUUUGCAUUAUA